AAUAUAUAUGCGCCUAAAAGCCAGGUCCUCUGCCCUUAUAAAUCGGUCUUAUGGUACUCAUGCCGGCAUGGCGGCACGACUACUAGGACGACACUGUGUAUCUCGCUAAGGGAUCUCGCCGUGAAUUUAAUCAACAUUUACUGCUGGUGUACGUGGCACCCGAGGAAUAGCAACUCAAGCCUGGGCUUCAAGUCGCCUGGAUAGGACAGACUCGCCGCCAACGCGUUCGCUUUCCUUCCAACAACGACCAGCAUUACGCGAAUCCACAUAAUCGUUGCAGCCACUUCCCCAGUAUCCCUACCUGCGCCAGUGGUCCAGACACCAGCUAGCAGCACCGCUCCUACACCUGCUACCCAUCACACAUCUCCACGGCCAGUCCAGUUAACACCCAGCCUCGCAUGCUAUGCUGCAUUUCAAGCUUCCAGCCUCCUGGUUGCCGCCCACUGCAUCCUCCCGCUCCUCGUCAGCUUCAGGAGACCAGCCGCCAGCCGCAUCCGCACCGCCACUUCCCCAACCGCACCCAACCGCUAGCCACACCAUGAACCCAGCAAUCUACGGUUUCGCAGCAAUACACCACAAUGAGGAGGCGGCGGCACCCGGAACCAGCAAUCCAGAAGCGCCUACGCCGGCAGAAGCAACACCGCCGCCGCCAGCAGCAGCAGCAGCGGCGCUGUUGGGAGCGAUGGAGGUGGAGGAGGUGGUGGUGGAGCCUGCUGGUGCUACAGCCUGGCGUGGUGGAGCCAACAAGGUGUCGCCAACAGCAGCGGCAGUGGCAUCAGGCGUCGCUAUGAAACCGGAUGCCUCCCCAGCCCCUAGAUCCAUCAUCAGCAAGCGCUGCGUCAUCAUCAUCUUCGCGGCGCUGGCAGCCUUCUGGCUGGCGGCAGCGGGCGGGGUGCUGGCAGGCGUGCUGGUCACCCGCUUCAGGCACAAGGGCCACGCGGCGCAGCCCCAAGAGCUGCCGGGCUUCCCGUACCAGCAGUGCUCCGCGGGCCCUUCGCCGUACAGCCUGGCUCCUGCCGUACGCAUGCUGGGUCCGGGACAGUACUGCUUCCGACUGAACACCAGCGGAGCGGUUGGCUCCACAGCCGCUGCUGCUGCUGGUGGUGGCGGCAGUGGAUGCAGCGGCUACUGCUGUGCUGAGGCGGACCUGCAGACGAUAGAGUUCGACGUGUACAGCGCCUGCAACGUCCCUGGCGUUGACGUGCGCGCCACCGUCAACGGCGUGCCGACCCGCGUCACCCCCGCCUUCACCUCCCCCGCCCAGGGCCCCCCAGACAGCACCCUGCUGCGCCUCAGCGGCCUGGGCCUCAACCGCGCCAGCGAGGGCGCCGAGGUCUGCCUCUUCCUCAAACCCAACCGUCAGGGCCUGGGGUGCACCAGUCUGGAACAGCUCUGUACGGCACCGGGGGACAUGGCAGUGGGGGUGUGUUCCGUGGCGUUGUUGGAUUUCCAAAACGCUUGCUGCCCUGUGUCACUGGUGAACAGAGGGAGCAGCGGCGGCAUGACAGCAGUGGCAGGGGCGCUACCACCACCUCCUACCUCGUUGCGGCCGACUUCCCCGCCCCCGCCGCCACCCCCUCCUCCAACGUCUUCUGUUCCUCCUGCUCGUCCUUCUCCUUCUCCUACCCCCUCCUCCUGCGCGGUAUGCAUAUACUACACGGUGACUUAUUACAGCGGAUACAGCCAGUACAUUACCGGCUCCGUAUGCAAUUCCGUCGCGGGCAGCAUAAACGCUGACAUCGGCUCUUUCGUCACGGGCACCAAGUUUGUGCCCACUGCAUGUGGCCAGAAUUCGACGACGUUCUGUGGCACCUUCGCUUCCUACUCCGAAGCAGCCAACCUGCAAUUCUACCUAAGCUACCAGGUCAAGCAGUGGGCGUCGUACAUGUACACAUCUAGCUGGUACUGCAGCACUGUAGUAGUGACCGUGGGAGCGCCGAACAGUAAUCCGCUGUACCCGGCGCCUACAUGCGUUUCAGCAGCGUACCAGCGGGACUGCUAAGGAAGCACAGGUGCAAGGGAAGGGUACUCUUCACUCUUGUUGGCUGAUACGCGCAGGGGCGUUUGCAGUGUCCAGCCAUGGACCGUUAUAAGCAAAGUUGUGGGGCCGGUAAAGUGUGAAUAACGCUGUCCAUUGCUUAGGUCGCAAGGGAGCCGCCGCUGAGUUGGAGGUGUCCUGCAUGUAUGCUGUGGGCUGAUCCGGAUAGUGAUCUGCCCUACCAUUAUUGUUGGACCCAUGAUUUGCAUGCAUGCAUGUUUGUAUGCAUCGACGAACGUAUGGUUGCUGCCUGUUUUGAUUGUAUCCCUAGAGCAUUCGUACCGUUUCUUGGCCGCAGUAAUGUGGCAUGUGAGGACCGUGGAGCGCGCAGUGUAGGUCGAGCGUGCAGUUGAAAUGAUGUGUCCUGGCGCAACACACUGAGCGUUUACAUGUGCGGGUGAAGCAAGACCGGAAGAAGAAGGAGAUCCGUUUGCUUGUAGGUGCGCGACAUCCUCAUAAAUAGGGACCUGGGCGUUUAAUAUCCCACGGCGUGCUCAUAAUAAGCACUGUUAGAAGCGAACUGCUAGUACGUACAUCAAAACAACCGUGCGCUCCUCCUGUGUGCACGCACGAGCUCUCCGCCGCUCAGCCGAGCGGUUGAUCCAUG
Messenger RNA from Astrephomene gubernaculifera, 2645 nucleotides. The record is from the annotation of a GenBank genome assembly. NCBI's taxonomy places the organism in Eukaryota, Viridiplantae, Chlorophyta, Chlorophyceae, Chlamydomonadales, Astrephomenaceae.